This is a messenger RNA of Hydra vulgaris (swiftwater hydra), 2391 nucleotides long. Its product is annotated as RNA-binding protein 25. Gene Ontology annotation, cellular component: spliceosomal complex. NCBI's taxonomy places the organism in Eukaryota, Metazoa, Cnidaria, Hydrozoa, Anthoathecata, Hydridae. The record is from RefSeq and is a predicted model, not a curated record. Gene Ontology annotation, molecular function: mRNA binding. Gene Ontology annotation, biological process: regulation of alternative mRNA splicing, via spliceosome; mRNA processing.
AUGCAGAUUAAUACAUGUUAUAUUCUAUACAAAAUAAUUUUUUAUUUAGUAAACUAUAUAAAUAUAUUUAAAAAAAUGCCUCCAGUUAUGAAUGGAAUUGUACCCCCUUUGGUCCAAAAGCAAGAAAUCACUACUGUUUUUGUAGGUAACAUUACUGACAAAGCUUCUGACACUCUAAUUAGACAAAUUCUGAUGAAAUGUGGUUAUAUUGUUAGUUGGAAACGUGUUCAGGGUGCAGCCGGCAGACUUCAAGCAUUUGGUUUUUGUGAGUAUUCUGAUCCUGAAGCUGGUCUAAGAUCAAUGCGGUUAUUAAGUGGAUUUCAAAUUGGCGAUAAAAAGUUGCUUGUAAAAGUUGACUCAAAAACUCGAUCACAGUUAGAUCGUUAUAAAGAACAAAAGAAAAUUGAAAAAGAAGUUUUGUGUGAUUCUGGUGAAAAUUUGGAUGAUUAUGAUAUUGAAUAUGAUGAGGAAACCAAAAAACAAGAUGAUGGCAUUCGUAAAGAAAUUGAAAAGCUUAUUCGUGAUAACAUGUCUGAAUUAGAUAGUGGAAUUUUGCAAACUUUUAAGAAAACUCACAGUGGUAAUGCAGAAAACCUGGAAGGUUUAGACAUGAAUGAUGAUACAAAAAAUCUUGUAGCAAAAGAAAUAAGAGGGUUCAGGGAGACAUACAAAGAUGAACGAAAAGAGAGGGACAAAGAAAGAGAACGAAGUCGAGAAAAGGAUAGACAUCGUGAUCGAAGUAAAGAAAGAGAAAGAGAAUAUGAAAGAGAAAAAGAAAAGCAAAGAGAAAAAGAAAGAGAACGCGAACGUGAAAAAGAAAGAGAAAGAGAGCGGGAACGUGAGCGCGAGAAACGAAAAAGAGAAAGAGAAAGAGAAGAACGCGAAGAAAGAGAAAGUCGUAGUAAACACGAAGAAGCAGAGGCGCCAAUAAGAAGUUCUAGGCGUUCUAAAUCACGCUCUCGUGAGAGAGAUAGAGGUAUAGAAGAUAACGAUGAAGAGUAUGAACGAAGAAGGAUGGAGAGAAUUAGAAAGGAUAAAGAGCAUGCAUUUCUUGAGAAAUUAAAAGAAUGGGAAAUACGCGAGCGAAAGAGGGCUCGCGACUAUGAAAAGCAAUCAACUAAAGAAGAACGUAAAAGAACAGAAGAAGAAGAAGAAAGAGCUCAUCUAUUGGAAUUUUUGGAGGACUAUGAUGAUGAUAGAGAUGAUGUUAAAUACUAUAAAGGGAGUGCUCUUAGUCGACGCAUGCGGGACAGAGACCUUGAGAUACAAGCUGAUGCUCGUGACAAACAAAGAGAGAUGGAGGAAAUAGAAGAAGUACUUAAAAAACAGUUAGCUGGUGAACCUAUUGAAACUAAAAAGAGACGUGGAAAUGAUCCUGAGAAAACAUCUAUACAACAAGAACUAAUGGAAAUUGAAAGACAACAACAACCUGUUGCACCACCUGUACAGCAAAAUCCUAAUCUUCGACCAGCUUUUACUGCAAUAAAUGAAGAAACACCAGAUACAUCACCUGCUCAGCAGGAUACUAAUUCACCAAGCCCAAUGAGCAGUCCAUCGUUCACAAAAUUUAAGCUUACCCCAGAGUCUAAAGGAGCUACACCGUCUCUUAAACGUGAACAUUCUGAAAUAAAUGGUUCUAAUGAGCCAGUGUCCAAAAAGUUUGGUUUUGGUAUGAAAGUGGCAUCAAAUGUUGCAAAUAAAAAUAAGUUAGGAGCAGUUUUUAAUGUAAAUGAAGAUGUCCAAGGUGCCAAUGAAGAACCAAAAAAGAAACUAUCUCGUCUCGAUGAAGAUCCUAAGAAAGAGCCGCCAACAGUUGAUGAUAAAAGAAAAUUGAUUAAAAAUCUUAUAGAAAAAAUACCUACAGUUAAAGAGGAUUUAUUUUUGUACCCAUUAAAAUGGGAAAUAGUUGACGAAACAUUAGUUGAAAAACGGAUUAAACCAUGGGUUAAUAAAAAGAUAUUUGAGUAUAUAGGUGAAGAAGAGCAAACUCUUGUCGAAUUUAUAUGCAGCAAGGUACUAAGUAAAAGCAGUGCAAAAAAUAUCUUAGAAGAUGUUGCUAUGGUUUUGGACGAGGAAUCAGAAGUUUUUGUCGUUAAAAUGUGGCGUUUACUCAUUUACGAAACCGAGGCUAAAUGUCUAGGAUUGGUUAAGUAGCUAAAUUUCAGGGUGUGUUUUAAGCUCCCUAGUUAUAUCAACAUAAAGACAAAAAUGGCGCCGAUGUACUAUUAAAAAUAUCGAAGAAAAUGCUUCUUCUAACUGGUUAUUAGCUAACAGGAGUUAUGGAAGUUUAUCACUAUAUUAUCGUGUGGUUAUUUGACACAUGUAUUUUAAUCCUGUUUAUUAAAUGAAAUAUCAAAUUUUCUAAAAUGAAACUAAGUUUGAUAAAAUUAA